UCGAUGGCCCCGAUAUGUAUACAUAACUAUAAUUGAAACAAUUUUAACUUAAAUAAAACAAAAUAUUCAUUAGCGUAAUCUACCCUCUCCAAUGGAGACUGAUAGUGAGUUUUUAAACUUAAGCGGUCAAUCGUGUCGCAGCUGUUUGGAAAAUCACGAGGACACAAACUCCCUCGAUGAUGAAGUGGAAUAUGGAGACGAAAAAUACCAUUUAAGGACUUUGUAUACGCAACUCUUGCGCGCUAGUAACAUACAAUUGCUGGCUCCAAAUCAAGGCCCAGAAGAUUUGUUACCAGCCAGCAUGUGUGGCAAUUGUACGCAUAAGCUUUUUAGUGCUUAUGAUUUCAUAUGCACCGCAGAACGUUCCGAACUGAUGCUAAAGCAAUAUCAGGAAUCGCAAGAUAGCAGAGAUAAAGGGCUAAAAUUAUUUGUUAAAGCCGAGGUUGAGUACCCGGACGAGGAUAACCAAAAUGUCGAAGGUUUUGACACAGAGUACCUUUUAGAGGAGUGCAUUGAGGAAAAAGAAUUUAUAGGUGUAUCCGAAGAUUUAACGGAUUAUGAACUCGUGGAAGCUAGUGAAGACAAUACUUGUGGAGAAAAUGUCAAUGUGCGUAAUAAUGUUGUGUGCGUAAAUCUGCAAAAGAGCGAAAACGAAGUCGAACAGAUAAAAGAAAAGAGUUCGGAAGAAAACUUCGAAUUCGUUGAUAUUGUUAAAAAGAAGCCAAAUCGGUACGCAAUCGGAUCACGGCUGGGAACAUUUGUAACAGAAAACUGGUCAAAGUGCCCCCAUUGUCAACGUGUAUUUGCUAGAAAUAUAACUUUAGAAAAGCAUAUAAAAGCCGCGCAUAUAAAUGUGCCACCCGAACAUAUUGCCGCGGUGGCGCCUAAGCCGACUGAAGAUAAACCAAUACAAUGCGAUCAUUGUCCACGGACUUUCGCGCGCCAAUUCGCUUUAAAACGGCACAUACGAGCGAUGCAUCCGGAUGUUGUAUUGGAAGACGAUGAACGUGAUGGCGGUGCAGAAAAUACCAAAACGAAAAAGCCUUACAAACGUGGAAUUUGUCCACAUUGUGGACGAAGCUUCGCCCAAGCCAGCCUAAUAAUACAUAUACGUCGCCAUACAGGAGAAAAGCCGUAUAAAUGUGAUGAAUGUCAAAAGGGAUUUCCACGUAGGCAAGAUUUAGUUGUUCAUAAUAGACAGCAUACAGGUGAAAGACCCCACCUUUGUACAAUUUGUGGCAAAUCAUUUAUACGCCCAAAUAAAUUAUCCCGGCAUAUGCGCAUUCAUACUGGACUUCGACCUUAUAAAUGUUCCGAAUGCGAUAAAUCGUUCACUCAGUCUAAUGAUUUGCGCAUCCACAUGCGCCGACAUACCGGCGAAAAGCCUUACAAAUGUAAUGUGUGUUCCGAGGCCUUCAUAAGUGGUACCGCACUGAAAACGCAUCGGGUGACAAAUAAUCAUGCUGCUCCGGCUGAUGCCCAAAAUGAUCCGUAUGCUAAGUGCAGAUUGAAUAAUGCAUUUUAACUCGAUUCUAAGGAGAGUGGAAACAAAGUUCACAGUUCUUUCACAUACACCGAUUAAUGUGUAUGGAUACGCAAAUGAUGUUCGUUGGCAAACAUCGUUACUUUCAUAUAGAAAGUUCCUAAUGAGCAUUGCAACGCACAUUAGUAUUAAGAGAGUAAUGGGUCGAUUAUACAAUGCAACCGGAAGUCAGUUGCGGUGCCAGUGGCUUAAAUUGUGUUACAGAUUAUACUUGCAACUCGAAGCUUGACAAAACCGCGUUUAUGUGCAUGCCGAGCAAAUUUUUAUUGAGAAAGUUUAUUUUUAAACUGUUUCUGCAACUUAACGCCAUAGACGGUACAUCUGACUCGCGAGUCAUCUCUGUACGAGUUGACUCGCCUUUCGACCACACAAAGUCGCGUCAAUUAGAGUCGUGUUUGUGUAACUAUUAAGCGGCAUACACGGUGCGUCUAACUCGCGAGUCAUUUGUGUACGUGUCGACUAGCCUUCGACUACAUACGGUUGGUGUAACUGACACAUAUUUAUUUUCACGAAGACAUCCAAACCGACUCACGAGUCAGACGUACUGUGUAUGCCGCCUCUAAAACAUAUUUAUUUUCAGUAGCAUAUUUAAACCGACUCGCGAUGCAGACGCAUCGUGUUUGCCGCAUAUAACUACAUAAUAGGCGGCAUACACCGUGCGUCUGACUCGUGAGUCGGUUUGGAUAUGUUUGUGAAAAUAACUGUGUGUUAGUUACACCGACAUGACGCCUGGCAUGACUGAAUGAUUCAACUUUGUGUAGUCGAAGAUGAGUCAACACGUAUACAAAUAACUCGCGAGUCAGACGCACUGUGUAUGUCGCCUAUAACACAUAUUUGUUGUGUUCCAGCAGCAGUAAGAUUUGCAGGUUUCGCAGGAUUUUACAGGAAAAGCUGUUUCGCCAUUAAUGUGCCUUAUGUAAGGCGUCGUAGGGGAACAGGUUCCUGUAAAAUCCUGGAAAUUCCUGCAAAUCGUACUGCUGCUAUUUAUUUUCAUUAGCACAUUCAAACCGACUCGCGCGAGUCACGUACCGUGUAUGCCGAUUAUUACAUUCAAGUCUUGAUUGCUGGUAUUUUAAAACUAUUAAUAUACAUUUUCAUUUCAAUUUCUAACUGAGGUUGCCUUGAUGUACAUACAUAAUCGACCCAUAAUUUAAUUAAUCAUGCGUAUUUUUUUAUGGUUCUAUCCACAUUUGAAGACAUAAUGCAAUUUAUGCAUUUUACAUACUAAAUAUAUCUUAAAAUUAAAUCUGGCCCUUUUUUGUAGGUAUUUACAAGUCUUGAACUAUUUGGAUAUAUUUUACAAUGUUUUAAAGGAUAUUUGUCAUCUAUUUACCAAUAUGCUGGUUCUACGAUGUUGACUCGCCAUCGACAGUUGAAUCAUUCAGAGUCAUGCAGGAGUCAUGUCGGUGUAACUAACACAUAUUUAUUUUCACAAGCACAUCCAAACUGACUCGCGAUUCAGACGCACCGUGCAUGGAGCCUAUUAAGCGUACCAACUAUUGACAAGUUUUAACAAUUUAUCUUUUGUUAUUUAAUAUUGUUAU
Molecule: messenger RNA, 3087 nt
Organism: Rhagoletis zephyria (snowberry fruit fly)
Lineage: Eukaryota; Metazoa; Arthropoda; Insecta; Diptera; Tephritidae
Product: zinc finger and SCAN domain-containing protein 2
Biological process (GO): regulation of transcription by RNA polymerase II
Cellular component (GO): nucleus
Molecular function (GO): DNA-binding transcription factor activity; RNA polymerase II cis-regulatory region sequence-specific DNA binding; zinc ion binding
Source: RefSeq, a predicted model, not a curated record